GUCAGUGGAGAUCACAUAAGUGGGUGGAACUUCAGCAAAUUGUAUUCCAACUCAUUUUGUCUUUCAGUGAUAAACAGUGUGGCAGAAGACGUCCAACUAGAAGUGGACCAUGUGGACGCUAUUGUGAGUGAGUGGAUGGGUCAUGUUCUCCUCUUUGAAAAUAUGCUCCCCUCUGUCCUGCGUACUCGCGACCGCUUUCUGAAUCCACCACCUUCAACUAACAUUACUGACCUCUCGGCUUGGAGACGGGAGCGCCUCUUCCCUUGUCGUGCCACUCUCUACAUUGCCGGCUUCUCUGAUAGUCCUGAGGAGAAUUAUGACUCUGAGGAAUCCGGAAACUCGAUUGAUGAAGACCAGUGGAAAAAUAUUUCGGAGUUAUAUGAGGUGAACUUGAGUGGGGCUUUUGCCUCCGCCGUCCGUAACGACAAAGAAAGGCAGAUUCAUGUUGACUUUAUGGAUCAAAAGUGCAUUAUCACAAGGUCUGCAGAGAUUGCCACUCUCGAUUUGGCCACGCUUUCUCCGGACGAACUGACUGAGCACGGAGUAAAAGGAUCUUUUUCCAUGAAAUCAAUGGGUACGGCAACUUUGAGAGGGCUUGUGAUUUGGUUUACAGUUGAGUUCCCCGAUGGAGAUGUACUCUCCACAUCGCCAUAUAAAAACCCAACGCAUUGGCAACAGGCGCAACUUUAUAUAUCCGAACCUCUGUCACUUGUGCAAGAUGAUGUUUUAAGUGGUGAAAUUCACUUUACUCAUCCAACUGGUGCACCUCGGGAUCUAGCAAUUGACGUGGAUUUUGUCAUGAAUAACGCAGAGGAAACUCGUGUAAAGCGUACUUACAGCCUUUCGAGUUGA
Molecule: messenger RNA, 852 nt
Organism: Rodentolepis nana
Lineage: Eukaryota; Metazoa; Platyhelminthes; Cestoda; Cyclophyllidea; Hymenolepididae
Source: the annotation of a GenBank genome assembly